This is a messenger RNA of Zea mays, 1040 nucleotides long. RefSeq lists its product as uncharacterized. The transcript has 2 exons. Bases 39 to 791 code for a protein of 250 amino acids. Lineage: Eukaryota; Viridiplantae; Streptophyta; Magnoliopsida; Poales; Poaceae. The record is from RefSeq and is marked provisional.
AAAGAAGCCUCAGUUUUGGCAUCCAGCAGCAACUGGCCAUGGAAAGCAGUGGGAUCGGCAGAGUGGCCCCACUGGAGGCCGUCCUCUUCGACAUCGACGGCACCAUGGCCAUCUCCGACCCGUUCCACCACCGGGCCACCUCGGAGAUGCUCCUCAAGGUGGGCUACAACAACGGCGUGCCCAUCACGCCCGAGUUCGGCAUGGCGAACAUGGCCGGCCGGAGCAACGAGCAGAUCGGCCGCUUCCUGUUCCCGGACUGGGACCAGCGCCGCCUCGACGCCUUCUUCGCCGAGAAGGAGGCGCUCUUCGCCAGGUACGCCGCCGAGGGGCUCCGGGAGAUCGCCGGCCUCACGCCGCUCUGCCGCUGGGCCGCCGGCCGCGGGCUCAGGCGCGCCGCCGUCACCAACGCACCCAGGGCCAACGCCGAGCUCAUGAUCUCCAUCCUCGGCCUCUCCGACUUUUUUUCCCUCGUCGUCACCGCCGAGGAGUGCGGCCGAUCCAAGCCCUACCCUGACCCGUACCUCAGGGCGCUCGACCUGCUCGGCGUCUCGCCGGACCACGCGCUCGUGUUCGAGGACUCCACCACUGGCGUGCAGGCCGGCAUUGCGGCAGGGAUGCCGGUGGUUGCCAUCGCCGAGGAAAGCAGAGAGGACAAGCUUCUCGCCGUCGGCGCAACGCUCGUCAUCAGGGACUACGAAGACCCCAAGCUAUGGGCGGCUUUGGACAAACUGGACACCACCAGGCCUCAAGCUGCUGCUGCUGAGACCAAUGGAAAACUCACACAACUGUAGCUGAGGAACACAAGUGCUAGUAGCCAAAAACAAUUUCUUGCAAUAUUCCACUUCCACGCAUGAUUCAAUAACAACUCAUUCGUGUAUGUAUGAUGUAUCUUGAUGAGAUGCAUACAAAAUUGCCUGUAGGCCAGUCUGUUACAGACAAAUGAAAAUGGAAACAAAACUGAUCGCGAUAACAUGCAGAUUUCUAUUUGUAUCUAAACUACUCUACCACAGGCUCUCACAUGAGAUUAUAAUGUGCUUCAG